Messenger RNA from Magallana angulata, 1388 nucleotides. RefSeq lists its product as uncharacterized. The record is from RefSeq and is a predicted model, not a curated record. The coding region runs from base 228 to 1124 and encodes 298 amino acids. Lineage: Eukaryota; Metazoa; Mollusca; Bivalvia; Ostreida; Ostreidae. The transcript is spliced from 5 exons.
CCGACAAGAAAUCAAGAACAUAUAUGAUGAUUCGAUUGGAAAGAAUAAAAACAAUCCAUUUCUAUCAAUGACUAGAUAAUACAACACCCGGCGUUAUUCUGAUGUUUAGGGAAAUUCUUCGACCUGCUGACACAGGUAGGCAGUUACCAGGGUGUGCUGCCGAUACAGGAAGGGACAGUCAACAAGACACGUUACAUUAACAAGGCGGCGUACUUACUAGCAGGAUUAUGAUUAACAUUAUACAUUUUGUAGUGUCCUAUCUAUUUCUUGCAGUCUUAUUUUCAAUGAACACUGCGGAAGAGUUAAUUUAUACAAGUCUCUUUAAAGGAUUCUCGGGGUAUCGCGUCAGAAAUCCCUUUACUUCAUUCACUUUUUCUAGUGGUCAUUUCUCAGAGUGUUGUGUGAGGUGCUUGCAAUACCAAAACUGUUAUAGCGUCAACAUUCGCCGAGAUGACAGAUUCUGUGAAAUAAACACUCUGGGUUCAAACGGGUACGGGGAUUUGGUAGAUAAAAACGGAACUUGGACGUUGUUCGUCAGGACCAACGUUCUCCAGAAUGAGUUAAUGUUCCGGGCUACCCCGGGAGUUGGGCUGAGUGUCAAGGACACCUGGCAAGGGAAUAUCCUUCCUCCAACCGCACAGGACACGUGUAUUUCCAUGGAGACCACGUCAUGCUCUUCGCAUUAUCGGAAUCCACGGGUGGACCUCUGGGAAAGUCUUUCCAUUUUUCAAGUUACCAUCGAGUUUUACAAGCACGGAUCUAAGGUGGCGUUUAUAACGUUUGAUGGGAAAGAUUCGAACAUCAAUGACUGGUUCAGUUCUUCACGUAUUCUGAACAGUAGCUGGAGCGAUGUUACUCCAUCGACCAUCUACAACUAUUUCUCCAUAGAGGGGCAUUCUAAUUGCGGAAGAUCAUUUUUUGUCAACAAACAAUACAAUGGUUGCCCCGGGGACACAGGGUGGAUGAUAGUUUUGGAUCCUGGACCAUCGUGUUGCCCCUGGAACGACGUCCCCAACAAACCCCAGUUUCUGUAUUCAGCGGUAGAUGCUUCUGUAGUCUAUCAAGGCGGAUCGACAGAUCUUGGAACAGCAGAAGUCAUGGCAGUUUUUGUGAAUUACAAUUAAGUGUAUCUUAAAGGAAGUUUAUUCAAACAGAUAUUCUUAGCAGAUCUGAAUAAAAAACAAAACAAAAGAAAAAACCCAAACGAAAAACAAAGAAAAUCGUGUGUUGAAAGCAGAGAGUGCAACAUAUCUCACUACAGAUCACAUAAAGUAUUUAUUUACUACCCUUUGGAUUUUUGUCAAUUUUGUUCCACUUGAAUUUGCAUUUAAAAAUACUGUACAACCAGCGUCCUCUAUGUUAAUAAAAUUGGAGACAAAAGCUUCAAA